AAAUCUUAAAGAUUGUUUGGUUUUCAUAUCCAUUGUACGGGUGAGUCAUAAGCAACUCGGGAACUUUGAAAGUCGACCAAUAGACCGCGUGCUGAAUAUCAAGCUAGCGACUUGCGUGUCAUCUGCAACUUUCCCGGCUGGGUCGAGACUUCAUAUACCAACCAUGGCCUCUUCCACCAUGGCACCUCCUCCCACUCCUUUGGCUCAUCGUCGCACCCAUCGACUCAUUUCCAAGAACCUUCCUCCGUCACCACCAGCAUCGCCAGAGUCAUCAAAAUGUUCUCUUCGUAAGAUGUCCCUGUCCAAGGGCGCUACAUUCCACUGUUCAUCCUUGCCGUCCACGCGGGAUGACCCAGUCUUGAGUAUUCCUCACCUGACUCAUCGCUCUCCAACCUUCUCCCAGUCACUCCUGACUGGCUGGUUGUCGGAGAAAGAAGACGUCGCUCAGUCCAUUGCCGACUUCGAGGAAACCUUCUCUGGCGCACGUGGAAAGAGAGGUGCGGGCAGACGCCGAUCGCUUCGGGACUUUGAACAACAAGUCUUGGUCCGUCGUGCUGCGCUCCCGUCUGACGAAGGCUUGGGAUCAUCCAUCAGCCCGGCGAGUGACAAAGGCUUGGCAAAGACAUUCGAAAGAGCUUUGGACUUGUUGUCGAGCAAGGACAGUGGGCUGGGUACUUCCAUCAGUGACUCGGUGGAGAAGGUCGUGGGAAACAACUCUGAAGAAGACGGUCUUGCCAAAGACUUGAUUCAAGGUUGGAUUGCCCGUUGUGUGCUGAUGUGUGAAGACGUUGUUAACCCAUCUGCCGCAGAAGCUGACUCUUCAGACCUGACAACUCGCCGCCUCAGGCAGCGACCAAUUGCAGUGACACAGAGCAUUGCGCCUCAACCUUCCCGAACUGCCCCUCGACAUCCACCACUCAACAACUCUGCACGAAACAAACUCAAGGAACAUAUACUCCUACCCAUCCUCCGAGACGACCGUUUUGAGGAGUUCCAUCCUUUCGUCUCUACUCUUGGCUCCAAGACCAACAAGAACAUCAGAUGCUUGCGUGAUCUCGAAAAGAGCCUCAUCUUCAAACCCUUGGUAAGCACACUUGCCUUCGAUCGCCUGCCAGAGUCUAACCCCCUCUUCAAGACAUUUGCCAUCUCAAGGCAUCUGUUUCGUCUCUUUGGCGAGUUUACCAUCCAACUCGUCGUCGACACUUAUCAACAUCUCUCCGAGUCGGAACAGCGACGUGCCGCUGACCGCGCUUACGACAACGGAUACUUCCUUGACUUGGUCCAGCAAGUCAAUCGACUAGCUACUCAAAUCGGAUCGUCCAAUCGCGCUCAGCAGGCCGGUACUGCUGAAGACGACGAGAUGGCUUACUCCAUUGAUGACGAGGUCACCUUGGAAGGCGGCCUCGGUGAGUCCGGCAACCAGGCAGAGCUCGUUCGCUGGAAGAACGGCAAAGGCAUCUCGCUGAGGACUGGUCAGCCUUAUGUUCCAGCCCCUGGGAUCAAGAGACAGAGCAGUGGCGAACUUGACGAAGAUGUUGCUCGAUCCAUGGCCAGAAGAAAGAAGGGUUGGGUCCCUGACAAUGUUCAGAUGAAGUGCCACGACCCCGAAUGUGAUAAGACCUUCACCAGAAAAUGUGAUCUGGCCAAACACGAAAAGACCCAUUCUCGGCCUUUCAAGUGCCCCGAGGAGACUUGCAAGUAUCACGACCUCGGUCUGCCUACUGAGAAGGAACGGGAGCGUCACUACAAUGACAAGCAUUCCAAGGACCCACACUUCUACAAGUGCGACUUUUGCGAGUUCCGCACCAAACGUGAGAGCAACUGCAAACAGCACCAGGAAAAGAAACAUGGUUGGGUUUACGAACGUGCCAAAGGCAAGGACAAGGCCGCCGCAGGCUCGUCUCGGAUGACGCCUGCUGAGACUCCUCAAACAUACUACUCCCCUAGCUUGAGAAGCCAUGACGAUGCAAGUUCCGUCGCCGGCAGCAUCAGAGGAAGUUAUGCAGGCAGCAUUGAACCAAGUUUUGCAGGCAGCGUUCCUAUGACGCCAGUGGAACAGCCUGUCAACAACUUCGACACUUAUCAACCUGCUCCUGUCAGCUACUCCAAUCCCCUCUUCCCAAGACAAACCCCGUCCAUGCCAUACAAUACCGUGGCUGAGGAGUUCGACUUCAACUCCGCUUCUUUUCAGCAACCCUAUUCGUAUCAGCCAGCUCAGACAUAUAUCUCCCCAACCAACACUACUCCAAUUAGCUCCCACAAUCUGAUGGGCACGCCAAUCACCCCAGCUUAUAGCAACAUUACUGAGCCGUCUGACUAUGCUAUGCCAAUGGAUCUCACUAUGGACUGCACCAAUCCUACCAUGUGGAACGAUGGUCUGCCAACACCAAGCUCCUACUUGCAGCCACAGUCCCGCAAUCCCUCCAUCUCCGAGUACUCACCUAUGAUUGCCGGUCCAUCCACCGAGGUCUUCCACAAAGCGUCCAUUAUGGAUCAAGCCCUGGGGUUCCCAGAGGGAGACUUUUCAUUGUUCGGUGGCGAAAGCAGCAACGCUUUCUCAAACCCAGCGGCAGCCAGUGCCACCCUCUUCCCUGGUGGUCCCGAGGCUUUUGCCACCCUCGAUAACGACCCCAUGUUCAACGAAAACUGGACAGACGAGGAUCUCUUCGACUACGAUAUGGGCAACUAGGCUCAUCGCAAGAAACUUUGGUCACGGAGGCCACCAAGCAGUGAGCUGCUUUGGCUCACGGUUGCUUUAGCAAGGAUUAUGGGAAUUUGAUGAACGCUUUUUUCUUUUCUGUUUCACUACUCCACCCGUCUUGAAAAUCAUACAAAAAAAAGAUGGAGGUGUCGAGACCGAGGUGAUGCGAUGGACUUUUCAAUGAUGAUGUAACGAAUAUAAUUUGAUAUGACUCUCCAACCCUGGAGAUCGAGAAGAGGUCAUAGGGUCGGGCUCAGAUUGAUACAGUGAUGGAACAUGUUUUCAUAACACCCUCUCUGGGUUAUGGGGCCUGGGCAUUGGGCAUGGUUCAACAUAGUACAGAUACAGUACGAAUUCAUCUCUCCAUGAAAUGAAAAAUCUCUCAUUUCAAU
Messenger RNA from Exophiala viscosa, 3093 nucleotides. RefSeq lists its product as uncharacterized. Lineage: Eukaryota; Fungi; Ascomycota; Eurotiomycetes; Chaetothyriales; Herpotrichiellaceae. Gene Ontology annotation, biological process: regulation of DNA-templated transcription. The coding region runs from base 164 to 2689 and encodes 841 amino acids. The record is from RefSeq and is a predicted model, not a curated record. Gene Ontology annotation, molecular function: DNA-binding transcription factor activity, RNA polymerase II-specific; RNA polymerase II cis-regulatory region sequence-specific DNA binding. The transcript has a single exon.